ACCUGUAGCAAAGUAGCUGUCCUCUUUCCAUGAAAGUAGUUAGCAAAGCUAACACUAGCGAGCUAACAUCGCUUCAACCAACACGACAUGCACACCCCUAAAAGCUAAAGUCUUGCACGGCUUUAACUUUACCGAGUGAAACCACAGGCUGUCGUGAUGUCGGAGUCUAAGCCCCCAACUCCAACUCCUGGAGACACAUACAAAGGCUGGCUCUUUAAAUGGACUAACUACAUUAAAGGUUAUCAGAGACGCUGGUUUGUUCUGAGCAAUGGACUGUUGUCUUACUACAGGACCCAGGCAGAGAUGGGUCACACAUGCCGAGGCACCAUUAACUUGGCCACAGCCAACAUUGCUGUGGAGGACUCGUGCAAUUUUGUCAUUUCCAACGGAGGGGCACAGACUUACCACUUGAAGGCCAGCUCAGAAGUAGAGCGCCAGAGAUGGAUCACUGCCCUGGAGCUCGCCAAGGCAAAGGCAGUCCGCAUGCAGGCUGAAUCUGAUGACUCAGGUGAUGAUUGUCCAGCAGUGCCCCCCACCUCAGGACAGGGCGGAGGUGGCCGUAACUCUGAAAUUCAGUCCACGCUACGCACACUCAGCAGCAAGGUGGAGGACCUUAACACCUGCAAUGAUCUCAUUGUGAAGCAUGGGUCUGCCCUCCAAAGGUCUUUGUCAGAGCUGGAGGGGCUUUGUGUCGGAGGGGACAUGGGCGAAAAGAUGAGACAAGUGACAGAAAGAGCCACACUGUUCAGAAUCACCUCUAAUGCCAUGAUUAAUGCAUGUAGAGACUUCCUGUCUCUGGCCCAGAACCACAGUAAGCGCUGGCAGAAGGCCUUACAGGUUGAAAGAGACCAGAGGAUUCGGCUAGAAGAGACUCUGGAGCAGCUGGCCAAGCAGCACAAUCACUUAGAAAGAGCUUUCAGAGGAGCCACAGUUCUCCCCCCUUCAUUCAGCAAUCCCAAUUUAGGUAGCAAAGGUGGUGGUUCAGGAAAAGGUGACGCCAGUGACGAGGAUGAUGACAACGAGUUUUUUGAUGCUAUGGAAGACCCAGCAGAGUUUAUCACUGUCCCUGCCGAAACCAAGUAUCACAGGAGAUCUGGCAGCAAUGUUAGUGGGAUCAGCAGUGAGACUGGGAUGGAUGAUCAGUCGGUAAAUUUUGAUGAACUGUCUUUGGCGUCCAAUCCAGAGUCUCCACAGCCUCUCGAGCUAGAACCAGUUAGACAAAGACGGACUCAUAUCCCUGACAAGCCCAACUAUUACCUCAAUCUGUGGAGCAUCAUGAAGAACUGUAUUGGAAAGGAGCUCUCAAAAAUACCAAUGCCAGUAAAUUUCAACGAGCCCCUCUCAAUGCUGCAACGUCUAUCUGAAGACCUGGAGUACUACGAGCUGCUGGACAAGGCUGCUAAAUGUCAGAGCUCUCUGGAACAGAUGUGUUAUGUAGCAGCUUUCACAGUCUCCUCCUACUCCACCACUGUUCACCGCACAGGAAAACCCUUCAAUCCCCUGCUGGGAGAAACCUUUGAGCUCGAUCGGCUAAGCGAUUGUGGCUACCGUUCCCUCUGUGAACAGGUGAGUCACCACCCACCUGCUGCAGCUCACCACGCCAUGUCUGAGAAGGGCUGGACCCUCAGACAAGAAAUCACUCUGGCCAGCAAGUUUAGAGGAAAAUAUAUCUCCAUCAUGCCUUUGGGUUCUGUCCAAUGUUUUUUUGACAAGAGCAACAAUCACUACUCGUGGAAGAAAGUGACGACAACAAUACACAACAUCAUUGUUGGAAAAUUAUGGAUCGACCAGUCAGGCGAGACAGAUGUGGUGAACCACAAGACGGGAGAUCGUUGCCACCUCAAGUUUACUCCCUACAGUUAUUUUUCCAGAGAUGUACCAAGAAAGGUAACAGGAGUAGUAACAGAUAAGGAUGGGAAGGCCCAUUAUGUGCUAUCAGGAACCUGGGAUGAGAAGAUGGAGUUUUCUAGGGUAAUGCAGAGCAGUAAAGGCGAGAACGGCACUGAAGGCAAACAGAGGACUGUCUAUCAAACCCUCAAAGCCAAAGAAAUCUGGAAAAAGAAUCCUUUACCAGAGGGAGCAGAGAACAUGUACUUCUUCUCCUCACUGGCCUUGACGCUCAAUGAAGCGGAAGAGGGAGUGGCACCAACGGACAGUCGACGACGUCCAGACCAGAGGUUAAUGGAGGACGGCCGUUGGGAUGAGGCCAACGCAGAGAAACAGAGGCUAGAAGAGAAACAGCGCAUUGUACGCAGAGAAAGGGAGAGGGAGGCUGUCAAAGCCGCCAGUUCACCCGAGGAAGCUGUCUCCGAGGAUUCAAUCAAUGAUUCACCUUUGAAAACUGAUGCAGUGGAGACCGGCACAGAAGCAAAUGAGAUUUCUGAUGAAACUGACACAGAGGACUCUCCUCCUCUUACACCUGUUGCAUCACCUUAUGGACCACCACACCCCCCUUAUCAAAGCGCACAUCCAGACAACUACCAACCAAUGUGGUUUGAGAAGUUAGACGACCCUGUAUCUGGAGAGAGCUUGCAUGUCUACAAGGGCGGUUACUGGGAGGCGAAGGAACAAGGCAGCUGGGACGUGUGCCCGGACAUUUUCUGAUCCCCACUGAGUUGGCCUGGCUGCCUCUGUGGUGUACAAAUCUCACUUCAGCUAAACUGGGGAAUCAAGCCUGACAUCGAUCUAUCUUCAAUGUCCGUAGCCUCAACUGAUCACCCCAAUCUGCUCCCCUUUUCCAGCAGUGAUUUGCUCAGGGUUGAGGGCAUCUGGACUUCACCCUUGACGUAUAUAAAAUGCAGUUUGCAGCAUUGGUGCAACAUUGCAGCUGAUCAGUGUUCAGAAUUCCCUUUCACUGCCUCUCAAACACUGAUGUUUGUCUCGUGCUUGUUCUCAGUCCACGAUUCUCUGGUACAGCCUUCGAGGUGCAUUUGGCAGCAGGUUAUUCUGGUAAUGUCAUUAUGCAUUUACUUCAAAAGCACUAAUGUCAAACAUAA
Molecule: messenger RNA, 2996 nt
Organism: Plectropomus leopardus (leopard coralgrouper)
Lineage: Eukaryota; Metazoa; Chordata; Actinopteri; Perciformes; Serranidae
Source: RefSeq, a predicted model, not a curated record